This is a messenger RNA of Sphaerodactylus townsendi, 948 nucleotides long. RefSeq names its product recoverin (gene RCVRN). The coding region runs from base 90 to 671 and encodes 193 amino acids. The transcript is spliced from 3 exons. Lineage: Eukaryota; Metazoa; Chordata; Lepidosauria; Squamata; Sphaerodactylidae. Gene Ontology annotation, molecular function: calcium ion binding. The record is from RefSeq and is a predicted model, not a curated record.
CCGGCCAUCUGCCAUUCCACUAGCUUGGGGGCAACGCAACAGGACGGGACAGCGAGGCCCAUAGGCAAAGCAGUGGAGACACCCUCGCAAUGGGGAACAGUAAGAGCGGGGCCCUGUCCAAGGAGAUCCUCGAAGACCUGAAGCUGAACACAAAAUAUACGGAGGACGAGUUGUGCAAAUGGUACGAGAGCUUCCAGAAGCAGUGCCCUGACGGACGCAUCUCCCGGUCCGAGUUUGAGAAGAUCUACAGCAACUUCUUCCCCAACUCCGACCCCAAAGUGUACGCCAGGCACGUCUUCCGGAGUUUCGAUACCAACGAUGACGGGACCCUAGAUUUCCGGGAGUACAUAAUUGCCCUCCACCUCACGUCAUCUGGGAAGACUGACCUCAAGCUCGAGUGGGCCUUCUCGCUCUUUGACGUCGACCGCAACGGAGAGAUCAGUAAGAAUGAGGUUCUUGAGAUCAUCUCGGCGAUAUUUAAGAUGAUCCCCCCAGAAGAGCAGAAGAAUCUGCCCGAUGAUGAAAACACCCCUCAGAAAAGAGCCGACAAGCUAUGGACAUAUUUCAACAAAGGAGACGCUGAUAAAAUUGCCGAACAGGAAUUUAUUUCAGGGGUGAUGAAAAAUGACGCCAUAAUGAAGCUCAUCCAAUACGAGCCCAAGAAAAAAUAGGGCCCGCGGAAGAGAAAAGCGGGGAACUAGAGAAAACGGCUGCAUGUUGGAAAAAAGGGGGGGGGGAACGCUGACACCCCAACCAUCUGUGUAUGCGUGUGCAUGACUGUAAGUGUGCAAAUUAAAAAAAAAAGCAAACCACAAGUACGAUAAAAAACAAAUCGUGUGCCUCUCUCUGCAAGCCCCACUGUGCGCACCGUGUUUGCAAGUAGCUCCCCCUCCAAUCCUUUCUUUAAAAAACAAAAACAAAAAACUUUUCCAGGAUUUUCCAGCAGGC